UCCCUGAUCCCACUGACUGUAGCCGCAGAUCAAAAUGUUGGGGCCUUCAAGAUUCAUCUUCCUGCUACCAGCGACGAGCCAACCAUUACAUCGACUAUCACGUUUUCUGGUGAGGCAUCGCAGGUUCCAGCUAUGGCACAGCUCCUGGUCUGGAUUGCGGUCACUUUCCGACUGCCACCAAGAUCCAACAAGCUCUCGUCCUCUACCGCGCGAUUCACGGCCACCUCGUCAGCAUUCAGCAUCCAGCUCGAACAGCUUGACGAACUGAAGGACAGUGGCCCCGGAAUAUGCUGGACCGCCCUCUUUCCUAGCACCGUGGUGGCCGACGGCUUUCCUGUACCGCUUGUUCCGGACAUGUUUGGUCUUCAAGUCCCACUCGGCAUCAUUGUCGAGCUGGCGGAGAUCAUGCAGGACGUGACGCUCGAGGACGACGACGAGGCCGAUGCGGGCACGUACCUGGAUGGUAUCCGCUGGCGACUCUAUCCUACCAAGUAUGACAGCCAGGAGAACACGGUUCAGUGGCACCUCUCCCGAAAGGCCCUAGGCGAGGAUCCCAACCACCCGAGCUUUGCAGAGGAUGAGAGCGCUGGCUGGCUAGUAGGCGUCAAACCAGAGACCCUAGCAAACGCCACGGCCAUCGUUGGCUACUGUAGCCAAGUGGCGGUGCAGCUCGGUACUGAAUCCCGCCUUCGCCUGUACAAGAGAUACCGAACGUCCGGGGCCAGGUUUGAAAAGCCCCCCGCAGAGGCGGCGCCGAGCAGUGCGACUCUGGGAGGCAGCGUCUUGGGUCACCUGAUGGCGUCGAUUACGACAGUGCUGAAGUUCAAGGCAGGGCUGAAGUACUCGGUCGCCGACAUCAAGGGCAUGUCGCUGAAGGAUAUCUUGGAUCACUCCGCCAAAGAGCCCAUCAUCCUCUUCGAAACGGAGCUCGGCCAAGAGCGCGGGUGGAUGGUGCCUCAGCUGUCUCUAAUCCACGAGGCGUACAACUACUGGGCCUUCCGCGAGGCGAAGAAAACGGGCAAGGCGAUUCCGUAUGCCGCCCUCUGGGACGAGGCAGUCAAGAACGCUGAGAAGGAGCCGGAGCCGGAGCCGGAGCCGGAAGGCGACCCAGAUGAAGCCAAAGAGAGAGAGCGACGGAAAAAAGCGAAGCCUAUCGAUGCGGAGGGCGAAAUCAAGAAGAUAUACACGGCCAUCCAUAACCGCGUGGUCCAGAACGCCGAAGCCGACGAGGAAGCCGGGCCGUCGGUUCGGCUGGGCCAGACGCCCAUGCCCGGCUGGGACUGGCUCGAUCUCACCGACAGCUGGUCCGUGUCGCGGCGGCGCGACGCCCGGCGCGACGGCAACGUCUUCACCUGGAAGCAGAAGCCGUCGUGGCUCCGGCUCACCCGGUACGUGCCCGUCUUCCUGGGCCGCGGCAUGGAGCAGGUGAUCGUCCCCGUGGGCGCGAGCGCCGAGCUGGUGUGCGGCCAGUGGCAGCCCGUGCCCGGCGGCUUCAAGCGCAACUAUCUCGUCGCCUAUGUCGAGUGCCUGCGCAGCCUGGCCGAGAAGAACGGCAACCUGGACGUGUGGCGGCUGAUUGACGACAUUGCGUGGAAGUUUACGGACGCCGAGUUAUUCGAGCCCUGCAAGCAGGCUUGCCUGGCGGACAGAACGAAAUGUCCCAAGCAACCCCAACACCUCUGCAAGCGCAAAGGAGACAAGAAGAAGAGCGACACCUUACCGGCCCCGGGCGUCGGCGCCGUCAUCUUCGGGGCGAAGCGCAAGAGCGAGAAACAGCUGACGAAGAUGCCUGCAGCUGUUGGGGAAGAGGAGGAAGAAGACGAGGAGGAGGCAGUGGUGGAGGCAGUGGCGGAGGAAGAGGAUGAGGAGGCAGAAGUGGAGGCAGUGGCGGAGGCAGAGUUGGAGGAAGAGGGAGAGGGAGAGGACGGGCCGCCGGUGCCUGCUGCCCCUGGCAUCCCGAUAAAUCACGAGGACCCCGCCGGGAGAGAGCUGGUGGCGGCGGUGGGGAUAGCAGAAGCUCUGGGAGACCCCUUAUUACCGUUUGGAGACGAGGGCGCUCUGCCUGUCCCCAGCCCUGUGCCGCCUAACCCUGGAAACGGCCAGGAGAGGAGGAGGAAGUUGGCGGACAAUGUCCACAUUUUUGACGAUGAGGACGAUGCGCCACCGGCCCCAGAAAAUGUCCAGGUGAAUAACAGGAAGCCCGUGGUGGAUGCCCAAGUUGAAAAUCAGGAUGAUGUGCCGCAAGCCCAAGAGAAGGUCCGGGCGAAUAACAGGAAGCCGACAACGGGUGCCCAAGUCUUUGACAAUCACGACGAUGCGCUACCGGUUCCGGGGAACGUCCAGGUGAAUAAGAGGAACUUGGUGGACGCUCAAGUUUUGGACGGCAAGGAUGAUGCGCUACUGGCCCCGGGGAAUGACCAGGAGAAUGACAGGAAGCUGGCGGCAGAUGCCCGAGUCUUUGGUAACAAGGAUAGUGCGGCAGCCGACCCCGCGCUGAAGGUAGAUGCCCAGGAGUCGCAGCCCGUGGUGACGAUCCAGGUACUCAUGCUCCAGUGUGAGGGGGUAGGCAGGUGGCUGCACGAUAACUGGCACCUCUUGGUCAUAACAAUCCUUAUAGCGCUGCUUGUAAGGAAGUACACAGAGUGAAUCAGAAGGGAGAAGAAAGAAAGUAAGCAAAUAGAUCUCUUCUGGGACUGACUGUUUAGCUUCCUCGUCUGUCACCAUGCAGUAGAUGCCGUACUAGUUAGAUAUAAGCCGCUGUAACCGUCAGAAGACCGGCUUUAGGACCGGUCCUUUCUCAUGAAGCUCU
Messenger RNA from Hyaloscypha bicolor E, 2809 nucleotides. RefSeq lists its product as uncharacterized. The transcript has a single exon. The record is from RefSeq and is a predicted model, not a curated record. NCBI's taxonomy places the organism in Eukaryota, Fungi, Ascomycota, Leotiomycetes, Helotiales, Hyaloscyphaceae. The coding region runs from base 133 to 2646 and encodes 837 amino acids.